AUCCUUGAUAAUUGGCGCCAAACUAGCUCUGACAUUACAGAACCUAUAGUCUACGGCAGAGACCAGGAUCGAGAGCAAAUUGUGAAGUUUCUUUUGGAAGAUGUUAGUGACAGUGAAGAGCUCUCCAUCUAUCCCAUAGUUGGCAUGGGUGGACUUGGCAAAACAACACUUGCCAAGCAGGUCUUCAAUGAUAACAGGGUAUGCAAACAUUUUGACUUGACAAUUUGGGUUUGUGUUUCUGAUGAUUUCAACACUGAGGUAAUACUACAAUCCAUCAUAGAAUGUAUCACUGGACAAAAUCCCAAUCUCAAUAGCUUAGAAUCAAUGCGGAAAAAGGUUGAAGAAGUGUUGCAUGGCUCAAGGUAUUUACUUGUUCUUGAUGAUGUGUGGAAUGAGGACCAAGAGAAAUGGAAGCAGUUGAAGGGAAAGUUGCAAUGCGCAAGGGCAGCAAAAGGAGCUUUCAUUUUGGUCACCACUCGACUCAAGGAAGUUGCUUCCAGCAUGCAGACGCAUCCUGCUUACCAUUUGAAAGAAUUGUCAGGAGAGGAUAGUUGGUCGUUAUUCAAACACCAUGCGUUUGGACCAAACAGAGAAGAAAAGGAAGAACUCGUGUCAAUUGGCAAAGAGAUAGUGAGAAAAUGCGUUGGUUCGCCGCUUGCAAUCAAAACAUUGGGAAGCAUAAUACGUGAUGAAAGUGACGUAAAACAAUGGCAGAAUGUAAAGGAAAGUGAGAUUUGGGAUAUACGGGAGGAAAGUAGUUCUGCGACAGGUGAGGAAAAUUCUAUCAUGCGUGCUUUGAAAUUAAGCUAUUUUAAUUUGGAGUUGUCCUUGCGGAGAUGCUUUUCUUUUUGUGCAAUUUUCCCCAAAGAUUUUGAAAUAGACAAGGAAGAACUUAUUCAUCUCUGGAUGGCUAAUGGAUUUAUUAAAUGUGAAGGAAAUGUAGAAGUGGAGGAUGUUGGAAAUAAAGUGUGGAAAAAAUUAUACAGUAGAUCAUUUUUUCAAGAAGCUAAGUAUGAUGAAUUUGGUAUGAUCAAAAAUUUCAAGAUCCAUGAUCUAUUUCAUGAUCUUGCCCAGUCUAUUAUGGGUGAGGAAUGUGUGGUUAUUGUGAAAGGAAGAUUGACUCCAUUGCCAACUAGAGUUCACUAUUCAAGCUUGUUCAAUUCUGGUGUGUCUGAUGAUAUGACUGCUUUCAAGCAAAGAACGACGACUGAUUUGAAGAAGGUUGAAUCCCUGCAGACUUUUCUUGAUAUUGGUGGUAUUGGCCCGGUGCCAUCAAAUCAUUGUCUCCGAGCAUUGCAAACAAGCUCUUCAUUGUUGUCCCCACUCAAGGAUUUAACACUUUUGAGAUACUUGAGUUUGAGAUUUUGUAGAUGUUCGGAAGAAAGCUUAAAUAGCUCAAUUUGUCAGUUGCCAAAAUUGCAAAUACUGAAACUGUUUCAUUGUCAAGAACUUCAUGGGUUGCCUAAGGACUUGACACGAUUACAGGAUCUGAGGCAUAUUGUGAUUAAUUGUUGUCAUUUAAUACAAGAGACGCCUCCGAAUAUUGGCAAGCUAAGGCAUCUAAGAACCCUGAACACUUUUGUUGUGGGUUUGAAAGGAGGGUGUGGGUUAGCAGAGUUGCAUAGCUUAAAGCUGGGAGGCACGCUGAGUAUCAGAGGCCUUGAAAACGUCCCCAAUGAAUGGGAUGCUAAACAAGCAAAUUUAAUGAGCAAGAAAGAGUUGAAUCGCCUACACUUGUCAUGGGGUAGUAGUGCUAAUUCAGAAGGUAGUAAUGUUAGUGUGGAGAGAGUACUCGAAGCCCUGGAACCACCCUCAGCUCUGAAGAGUUUUGGGAUGAGAGGAUAUCAGGGAAGACAAUUAUCCAAUUGGAUGAAAAGUUCUGUAGUUUUGAGAGACUUGGUGGAAGUUGAGCUCUUGGACUGUGACAACUGUGAAGAGCUUCCACCACUUGGUAAACUAGCACACUUGAAAAGGCUAGAGGUGAGUGGAAUGAAAAAUGUGAAGUGGAUAGAUGGUGAUACGUAUGAUGGCGUGGAGGAGAAGGCAUUUCCAUCGUUGGAGAAACUGACCAUGAGCAAUUUACCAAACUUGGAGAGAAUGUUGAGGGAGGGAGGAGUAGAGAUGCUCCCUCGACUUUCUGAAUUAAGAAUUUUUUGCGACUCCAACCUUAAAUUUCCACGUCUCUCUUCUGUUGAGAAACUUGUUGCUAUGAGCAUUGACGAAGUGGCUUCCUUCAUGGAAGGGGUUCUGGGGAAUCUUCCUUCUCUAAAGACCUUGGGCAUUUAUUGCAUUAAAGGAGUUGUGGUAUUACCCGACCAACUCAGUGGGUUGCAUGCACUACAAGAACUACGUAUUGAAGGAUGGUAUGAUGUGGAGUAUUUUCCAGAACACGUGCUGGAAGGUCUAACAUCUCUUCGAACUCUGUCCAUUAAAAACUGUAAGAAAUUAAAAUCAUUGUCUGAAGGAGUGCGACAUUUGGCUUGUCUUGAGAGUUUGACGAUCGGUAAUUGUCCAGAGCUGGUGACUCUACCAAGCAAUAUGAACCAACUAACUGCCCUUCGGAAUGUCUCAAUUAUUCAGGGAUACUCCACAUUACCUUAUGGCUUACAACGUGUCCCUUCCCUACGAGUUUUAGGUAUAUAUGCAUGCACAUGUACUUCAUUGCCGGACUGGCUGGGAGACAUGACUACUCUUGAAGAAUUAAGAAUUCAUUGCUGUUGGGAGUUGAGGUCACUGCCGAGUAGCAUUCNUAAAGGACUUAAUAUUGAAAACAAAUAA
Molecule: messenger RNA, 2778 nt
Organism: Vigna umbellata (rice bean)
Lineage: Eukaryota; Viridiplantae; Streptophyta; Magnoliopsida; Fabales; Fabaceae
Source: RefSeq, a predicted model, not a curated record